Cydia fagiglandana is the source of this 3449-nucleotide messenger RNA. Its product is annotated as zinc finger protein 208-like. The transcript has 21 exons. The record is from RefSeq and is a predicted model, not a curated record. Bases 1 to 3411 code for a protein of 1136 amino acids. Gene Ontology annotation, biological process: regulation of transcription by RNA polymerase II. Gene Ontology annotation, cellular component: nucleus. Gene Ontology annotation, molecular function: DNA-binding transcription activator activity, RNA polymerase II-specific; zinc ion binding; RNA polymerase II cis-regulatory region sequence-specific DNA binding. NCBI's taxonomy places the organism in Eukaryota, Metazoa, Arthropoda, Insecta, Lepidoptera, Tortricidae.
AUGCCUUUACCUUUAGUAUUAGUGAACAUGGACACAGUGAAAUUGGAGGAACAAUCGGAGUUGAAGGCAUGUCGGAUUUGCCUGGCUUGGGAUGUCAAAUUGUAUCACAUUCGCGAGUCUGGCUUAGAUCAAAUGUUCUCGGAAAUUAUGGGAAUUUCGAUUACAGCAUCAGAUGGGCUACCUCAACACUUAUGCAGCUGGUGUCGCACACUGCUGCUAAAAGCAGUGAGGCUGCGAGCUUGCUCAAGACGAUCAGACGGCUUGCUACGACAAGCGCUCACACAGCAACAGUCAAUAACAAACGAAUACAUCCGGACUAUAGACCGUUCUAUACACAAAUUGACACGCACACUCUCGCAAAACUUAAAAACUACCAUCCAGUAUUACUUUGGACAAGACGAAACAUUGGAUAGUGUAAAUGUCCAUCCAGAUAUCGAUAUCAUCAAAGAUGAGAUAGAACCAAACGAAAAUGAUUUGAACAGUAAACAUGAUAAGGUAGAAACAGAUAUAUUACAGAUUAAUAUAAUGGAAACUGACAUCAAAGCGUUUGAUUUAAAUUGCGACGCUACAGCAGACAGUGAUUCUGAUGAAGAUUCUAAAAUGAAUCUUCGAGAAUAUAAAUAUAAAAUGGAAAAUUUUGAGUCAAAACCUGCAUUAGUCGAAGUUAAAAUAGGAACGAGAUUAGAUAAACGUAUAAAGAAUGUCUCAAAAAGACUAAAGGAAGUUAAUGUAGAAACAUUUCAAAAUAAAAAGCGAGAAUCGAAAGCCAAUAAAGUAAGAAAGAAACAUAAGGAAACAAAAGAAGUAAAAACAAAAGCUGUUAAAGAAAAAGAUUCAGAACCAGGAAGGUUUUUUACAAUAGAGGAUAUAGAAGAGUUUGUAAAAAAGCAUAAUUUUGAAAUACAGUAUUUGACUGAGGAAGAAAUGGCGGAGGAUAUGGAAAGGAGAAAAAUGUCGGAUCGGUAUAAGCAUUGCAAGUUUAAAUGUAACUUGUGUUAUAAAGGCUUUCUGACCACCACUACUUUUGAUAAUCAUAUGAAGAAAGAUCAUGAUCCGCGUAACGCAAAGAACGAGUGCCGAUUAUGCCGCGUCAGCUACCGGUACGGGUUCUACCUCAAACAGCACGUGCAGAAUGCGCACCGGCUGCGGCUGCGCUGCGCCGAGUGCGGCGAGGGCGUUUGGGGCAGGAAAGAGUGCGUCGCGCACGCGGCGCGCCACGCCGGGACCACGCGGCAAUGCAAGUACUGCGGGAAGCAUUUCCUUAAGAAAUCGUCGUACACAUGGCAUAUGCGAGCAGCACAUCCCGUCGAGAACUCUGCGCGCGGCUCGUGCGAGCUAUGUGGGGAGAUCUACACAAGUGCCAAGGGACUCAAGGCGCAUAAACUACUUGCACAUAAUAAGCGCUCUGCGCCCGAGUUAGAGUGCGGCAGCUGCCGCGCACAGUUCGACAAUAAGGAGGCUCUGACGAAACACAGACAGCAGCAAGAUGACGGCAAGUGUGAUCCGGACUUAAGCCCGUGUGCGGCGUGCGGCGCGGGCUGCGCAGGCGCCGAGGCGCUGCUACGGCACAUGCAUGCGGCGCACAAUGUCGAAAUCUUCACCUGUGACCUCUGCAACAAAUCCUUUCUAUCCAAGCCUUCGCUCUCGACCCACAUAGACCGCGUCCACCUCGGCAUAAGGCCGUUACAGCACCACCAGCUCACUCAUUACAAGAAGCAUAGCAAUCGCCCCGUGCAGCACAAGAGGCGGGGGCACGACCACAUGUGCGAGCACUGCGGGAAGGCCUACACGCUCACUCAUUACAAGAAGCACAGCAAGCGGCCCGUGCAGCACAAGAGACGGGGGCACGACCACAUGUGCGAGCACUGCGGAAAGGCCUACACGCUCGCACAGUACAAGAAGCACAGCAAGCGGCCCGUGCAGCACAAGAGGCGGGGGCACGACCACAUGUGCGAGCACUGCGGGAAGGCCUACACGCUCCCACAGUACAAGAAGCACAGCAAGCGGCCCGUGCAGCACAAGAGACGGGGGCACGACCACAUGUGCGAGCACUGCGGGAAGACCUACACGGUAAACGCAACACUUACACCUACGAACAUAAAUCGCGUCCACCUCGGCAUAAGACCGUUACAACACCACCAGCUCACACAGUACAAGAAGCACAGCAAGCGCCCCGUGCAGCACAAGAGGCGGGGGCACGACCACAUGUGCGAGCACUGCGGGAAGGCCUACACGCUCCCACAGUACAAGAAGCACAGCAAGCGGCCCGUGCAGCACAAGAGACGGGGGCACGACCACAUGUGCGAGCACUGCGGGAAGACCUACACGGUAAACGCAACACUUACACCUACGAACAUAAAUCGCGUCCACCUCGGCAUAAGACCGUUACAACACCACCAGCUCACACAGUACAAGAAGCACAGCAAGCGCCCCGUGCAGCACAAGAGGCGGGGGCACGACCACAUGUGCGAGCACUGCGGGAAGGCCUACACGCUCCCACAGUACAAGAAGCACAGCAAGCGGCCCGUGCAGCACAAGAGACGGGGGCACGACCACAUGUGCGAGCACUGCGGGAAGGCCUACACGGUAAAAGCAACACAUACACCUGCGAGUAAUGCAAACACAUACACCUGCGAUAAUGCAAACACAGACACACAUCGCGUCCACCUCGGCAUCAGGCCGCUACAACACCACCAGCUCACACAGUACAAGAAGCACAGCAAGCGGCCCGUGCAGCACAAGAGACGGGGGCACGACCACAUGUGCGAGCACUGCGGGAAGACCUACACGCUCACACAGUACAAGAAGCACAGCAAGCGCCCCGUGCAGCACAAGAGGCGGGGGCACGACCACAUGUGCGAGCACUGCGGGAAGGCCUACACGGUAAAAGCAAAACAUACACCUGCGAACACACAUCGCGUCCAUCUCAGCAUAAGGCCGUUACAACACCACCAGCUCCCACAGUACAAGAAGCACAGCAAGCGGCCCGUGCAGCACAAGAGACGGGGGCACGACCACAUGUGCGAGCACUGCGGGAAGGCCUACACGACACAUCAGUUUCUGAAGAAUCAUCAGAUGACGCACACGGGUGAGCGGCCUUUCAAGUGCGACCGCUGCCCUAAAGGGUUCACCACUGCUGUGCAGCUCACGUGGCACACCAGAACACACACGGGGGAGCGUCCAUUCCAGUGCGACCAGUGUCAUCAGGCGUUCAGUCUCGAAGGCAACCUCAGGAGGCACCGCAAAGCGGUGCACCUAGGCCUCCGAAAGAAUGUGCCGUGCCCUCGCUGCGAGAAAACCUUUUCCACUAACUCCACCAUGAAGCUGCACGUCAGAACAGUGCACGACGGAGCGCCCUGGCCGCGCCGGGACCGCAGGCCGAGGAAACAGCCGCCGCAGAUAACAGAAUAGUUUGAUAGAAAACACAUACACCUGCGAUAUCUGUUAAG